This is a messenger RNA of Sclerotinia trifoliorum, 1383 nucleotides long. Lineage: Eukaryota; Fungi; Ascomycota; Leotiomycetes; Helotiales; Sclerotiniaceae. The record is from the annotation of a GenBank genome assembly.
UUACACUUUCGGUGUGUAGCCUCCAUCACUUCCAAUGCAAUGUCAUUCAUGCAUACAAAAUCCUAGUCCAUAUCCUUAGUCUCUCCUUCCGCUCCCGUUCCUCAACACAGAUCUGCAUCUUACAUUUCCAGUAGCUUCACCUUUGCACCUUUUACACCUUUUACACCACUCCUCAAAACCUUAUCCCAUCUUAUCCUUAUCCCAUCCCAUCCUUAUCCUCAUCCCUUCUCGUCACAUCUAUACAAUCAAUACCUAACCUUCAUUGCACUCCAGAAUCAAAGUUACUCUCUAACCUGAAACAUGCGACCCUCCUCCGUCUUAAAGAGCGUUGGCGCCGUCCUCAGUGCAACUGCGGCCCUUGCGCACAACUCCAUCACUUUCGCCUCCUACGAUAAUGAGGCAAGGACCUUGUCCUUCACCAACAAUCCAGAAUUUGACUAUUUGAGCGACAUCGACUUCCCCAAAGGAACAACGAUCAGAGUUGACUUCCCCGCGGCCUGGAUCGGUACCAUCAUGGCCAAGAAGCAUGAUUCCGUUGUCCCUGUCCAUAGGGUUCUUGCCGAGAUUAACUUCACGCCUGGCAAUCCUACUUUCUACGAUGUCAGCGCCGUUGAUAACCAUACCGACAACUCUGGUAUUCACUUCCUCUCUCCCCUUGGAGUAAGCCUCACCAAGUGGCUUAAACCUGGCUGCGAUGUGUUCCCUUGCGACAACGCCUAUCUUAAUCCCGAUGACGAGCACACCAGACACAGCAGAUCAACUGAUUUCCUCUGCGAGGUCUAUUCCAAUUAACUAGACGUAAGUUUCCUAUCAGGUCUGCUAUAUAUUUGCUUACUUACUGACCAAUGCUUAGCUCUUCAGCGAGCACAUGAUAGCAUUCGCGGGCGUUUUCGUCUCGGCUUGCCUUCAGUCUCGGCUAGUCAAGCUGUCGGCUUCGGUACAUCGUCCAAGUACACUGCCGUUUCGGACGGUUCUUCUAGUGGUAUAAGUCUGGGGUUAUUGAAGCUCGGGGAUAUACCCUGAAAUCAGGUCUAAUUUGCCAGAAAUUUGGUUGUGGUCUUAGUUCUUGGGGUUUUUUUUUUGCGUUGGAUUUAGAAUUAGGAAUAUUUUUAGAUAUUCCUUUCUUUAAAAAUUCACAUCAGCAAAAGGGCGGGGUAUUGUAGUUAUCACAUGUGCUGCCUGUCAGAGAUGCACAUCAUCUAGAGAAAUUUGAUAACACACAUAUAUUACAAACUGAAAAUUACAUUAAUGUGAGAUAAAGUGAGAUGAACUCAGCCUUUGCCUCGCAAAACAGGGACAUCCAGAUAUCAAGGGUACAUUUUCCUUGCUAGCAAAAAUCAACAUUUCCCGAUUAAAACUCUAAAGAUCCCAUCAUAUUUCUGA